Molecule: messenger RNA, 8739 nt
Organism: Pogoniulus pusillus (Red-fronted tinkerbird)
Lineage: Eukaryota; Metazoa; Chordata; Aves; Piciformes; Lybiidae
Gene: SLC2A13
Product: solute carrier family 2 member 13
Exons: 11
Coding region: 769-2706 (645 amino acids)
Biological process (GO): transmembrane transport; myo-inositol transport
Cellular component (GO): apical plasma membrane
Molecular function (GO): myo-inositol:proton symporter activity
Source: RefSeq, a predicted model, not a curated record
UGCUCUUAGCUCUGCAGGAAGGCUUUCACUGACACUCAGCUGGCACCGAGCACACAUGCGUGGCUGGCUCAGGGCCACAAGAGAAAGUAGAGAUGUUGUAGUCUUCUCCAGGAGCAACUGGUGAUUGCCAAAUUGAGGUACGGCAGCGUCUUGGCCAACGAGCCCCCGACAUACUGAGAGGUGCGCAGCCUGCUCCCUUGCGCACAGGCGGCUGCUGUCCAGCUACAACGUGCCCUGCUCCAGCGCCACCACGGGCGGCGCAUCGGUGGAGCUGCCCCUCGGUCCUGCGCGACGCCUUCCCGCCCAGAGGUUCUCUCCCCGCCUUCUCCCAGCGCCUCCGAAAAACGCCCAUCAAGCCCCACGCCUGCCAGCAGCUCCCGGGAGGAAGCGGAGCGGGGCGGGGCAGGCGGCGCAGCGGCGCUCAGUGUGCGAGGGCUGCGCAUGCGGAGCCGUGCGCGCCACGGCGGAGCAGGGAGGCGGAGGCAGGGCACGCCCCCUGGCGCCCGCCGGGCCGCUCUUGGGAUUGUCGCCGCCCGCCUCCGUCUCCAGCUCCGCCUGGAAGCUGGGAGCGGCGGCCGAGGCGGGCAACUUCCCCCAAGUCUGCACGGGGGCACUAUGCGACCCGGCUGAGCGGAGCCCGAGAGGGGAGGGAGGAGUGAGCAGCAGAAGCAGCAAGAGCAGCAGCAGUUCUGCCGUCAUAGCGCGGCAGCCGCCCGACUCAGCCCCGUGCCCUCCCCCGGCCGGGGCAGGAGCUGCCGCGGCCGUCUCAUGUCCCGCAAGGCCAGCGACAAUGUGGAGUACACGCUGCGGAGCCUGAGCAACCUGAUGGGCGAGAAGCGGCGGCGCCAGGCGGACGGCUCCGCUGCCUCGGGUGCGGCGGCGGGCGAGCGGAGCCUCAUCGCCGCCGAGUCGUGCUCCAGCCUCAACAGCGCAGCGUCGGGCGGCGAUCUGGAGCGGGCAGCGCGGCGGCAGUUCCAGCAGGAUGAGACGCCCGGUUUCGUCUAUGUGGUGUCGGUCUUCUCCGCCCUGGGGGGCUUUCUCUUCGGCUACGACACCGGCGUGGUGUCGGGGGCCCUGCUGCUUCUCAAGAGAGAGCUCAACCUGGACGCCCUCUGGCAGGAGCUGCUCGUCUCCAGUACGGUGGGCGCCGCCGCCCUCUCCGCCUUGGCGGGCGGUGUCCUCAACGGGCUGUGUGGUCGGCGGCCCUGCAUUCUGCUGGCCAGCGGCCUCUUCACGGCGGGGGCCGGAGUGCUGGCUGCCGCCCGCGACAAGGAGACCCUGCUGGGGGGACGCGUGGUAGUGGGGCUGGGCAUCGGUGUAGCAUCUAUGACUGUGCCAGUGUAUAUCGCAGAAGUUGCUCCACCCCACUUGAGAGGCAGAUUAGUCACGAUUAACACUCUAUUCAUCACCGGAGGGCAGUUUUUUGCAAGCGUUGUCGAUGGACUCUUCAGCUACCUCGCGAAGGAUGGAUGGAGGUACAUGCUAGGCCUGUCUGCUGUUCCAGCAGUUAUACAGUUUCUUGGAUUCCUGUUUCUUCCUGAAAGUCCCCGCUGGCUCAUUCAGAAAGGCCAGACUCAGAGAGCACGACGAAUUCUGUCUCAAAUGCGUGGCAACCAGGCAAUUGAUGAGGAGUAUGACAGUAUCAAAAACAGCAUUGAAGAAGAAGAAAAAGAAGUUGGAGCAGCUGGACCUGUGAUCUGCAGAAUGCUAACAUACCCUCCAACUCGAAGAGCCUUAAUUGUGGGUUGUGGUCUGCAGAUGUUUCAACAACUGUCAGGGAUUAACACCGUCAUGUACUACAGUGCUACCAUUUUGCAGAUGUCAGGAGUUGAAGAUGACAGGCUGGCAAUCUGGCUGGCUGCACUGACAGCAUUUAUCAACUUCAUUUUUACUCUUGUGGGAGUCUGGCUCGUUGAAAGAAUGGGUCGGCGGAAACUUACACUGGGUAGCUUAACAGGUACUGCUGUAGCUCUCAUUAUCCUAGCUUCGGGAUUUUUGCUAUCAGCUCAGGUCUCGCCAAGAAUCACACUUCAUCCACCAGAUCCUUCACAUCAAAACUCUACCUGCACAAAAUACAGUUUUUGUAAUGGAUGUAUGUUAGAUCCAGACUGUGGUCUCUGCUACAAAAUGAAUAAAUCGAAUGUUGUUGAGUCCUCAUGCAUUCCUGUUGAUAAAGGUUCUACAAUGAAAGCAGCUUGGGGCAGGUGUUCCAAUGAAACGGCAUUCAAAAAGGAAGAUUUGUUUUGGGCAUACAAUUUUUGCCCCACACCGUACUCUUGGACAGCACUUUUGGGCCUUAUUUUGUACUUGGUUUUCUUUGCACCUGGGAUGGGUCCUAUGCCCUGGACUGUCAAUUCUGAAAUUUACCCUCUUUGGGCUAGAAGCACAGGAAAUGCUUGUUCCUCUGGAGUCAACUGGGUUUUCAACGUGCUCGUGUCACUGACAUUUCUGCAUACAGCUGAAUACCUGACAUACUAUGGAGCCUUCUUCCUCUAUGCAGGAUUCGCUGCCUUGGGACUGGUUUUCAUCUAUGGCUGCCUUCCUGAGACUAAAGGGAAAAAACUAGAGGAAAUUGAAUCUUUGUUUGAGAACAGGCUGUGCACGUGUGGUAUGUCAGAUUCUGAUGAAGGGAGGUAUAUUGAGUAUAUUCGGGUGAAGGGAAGUAAUUACCAUCUUUCUGACAAUGAUGCUUCUGAUGUGGAAUAAUUUUUCAGCUGCUGAUGUAUUUAAUAAUUUAAAAGCCUUCUGGAGGAAAAGCAGCUCUCUGAUGACCUCACUGCCCUGCUUCUGGUCUGGUUCUCCUUUCUACUGUCUAUUUUAAAAUGCCUUCAUGUUCAAAAAUGCUCCUUUGGGGAGGAAAUUUAAUAUGCUAGUGUUUUCUUGAUAACAAAAAGCAAUGGCUUCCAAAAGAGAUUGAAUUCCAGUUACCUGAAUUCACCAAGUAUGCAUAACUCUAGACCGUCCUGAGGUGUUUAGUAGGAAGUAGUGUGCCAGAUGAAUAGAGAAGGCAAUCCUAGAUGAUAUGGGGUUGUCUUUAUCUUCAGUGCUGUCUAAAAUGAAAUAAUAGAGUAUGUAAUCAGAAAGCAGCUGACAUGUCUGGGAUCCCCAUCCCAUAGCAGCCUAGCAAUAGCUCUGCUGUGCAGUACAAUGGGUGAUGCAUGCACAAGCUGCUGUAACAGUAGCCAUUGAAAAGGUUUAGCAGAUUAGAAAAAUACAAAUACCUGCUGUAUCUCUCAGAGGGAACCUUUCCCAAAUUUACCAUGUAAGGAUUUCCAUGUGUAUUUAUUUAAGGUAACAAGUAGAGAGCCACAAACACCUGAGCGGAGGUUCGCUAGGGUGGCAUACAUCUAUAUUACACUGGAUCAUCUAGCCACUGCUGCUCAUGAGUACACACUACAGUCAGGAGCUGGUGUUUGUAAGAGAAAAAUUAACUACUGACAGCAGGAGAACAGAACUAAAUGUGUGGCCACAUGUACAAAUGAACCGGUAUACAUUGCUAGGUACAAGGUAGAGGCUUCUGUUGGUUGAAGAAAAAAGGGAUUUCUUUUCCUUUUUUUCCAUUGGAAUGUUUGGGUCCCUGCCUAGAACACAAAUUAUCAUUCACUAAAGAAAAGGAGGGCAGAGGUUUUGUGGUGCUUAAGCUCACGGUGAUCAUCUCUCCUGCACCUUUUGCCCAUUGCCUUCAGUUUAUCUUUUAUGUGCAGAGUAAACAAAUCACAGCACAUUUUCCUUCAAAUGCCCUUAGUCAACCAGUAUGUUGCUGGAUCCAAAGAGAAAUAUUAGCAGAAGCCAACAUCUUUCAUUAAUUGCCUUACUGCAGCAUUGCAAAAGUGUCAAGAAAAUGCUAGGCACAAAAAAUCAACUUGGCUGCCUUUAGCCAUGGUAAUGCAAAUAUGAACGGAUUUUAUUCACCUCCCAUGAUUCCUUCCUUGCCUUGGCAAAUUGAAUUUUAUGCAGCUACAUAGAACUUUUAUGGGUUUGUGAUUUGCUUGGUUUUGUGGUUGGUUGGGGUUUUUUUUUGUCUUCUUGCCCUGUCCUCACUGCUUUAAAUCUUCAGAGGUAGAAGUUUGAAAGCAUAGCAUCAACAAUUCAAAUCCUUAUAUUUGAAACAUUUGCUUCAUGAAGGAUAAUUUGGAUCAGCUUCUCUGUCUUUGGGCUGCCCCCCAUUCAUCUGGUAUUUCUGUAAAGGUUUAAGGAGUUGUUGAGUUCAUCAGCUUUUUGAGAUUCACUUUGUGGGCUUUUCUUGGACUGAAAAAUAUUUUAAAUGGAGGAUUACUAUCACAACUGAGAGUGAGUAUUUGUUACUAUAUUGUUUUUAUUGGGUAGGAAGGGGCUUUGUUGUAAAGAAGCCUGAUGUUAUGUUAAUUAAUCAUCUGUGGGGCAGUUCUUACUCUUCAGUUACUGACCUUCAGUGAUGGGGUGUACUUGGGGAGCGUUCUGCCUUAUUUUAACUUCUUCAAUCAAAGAAGUAUUUUUGAAAGAAAACAUUUUAAUGCAUCUUCCUGUAACUCAACUGGGUCUAAAAGGGGAAAGCAUAGAAAAUUUCAAACAAAUCAUUACUAAGAGUGGCUUGACCUUGAAUGUCUUCUUGCACGGUGAGAGGGCUGGAUUCUCACACUUUCCAUCUUGCCUCCUCUUUAAGCGCACAAUAUUUUUACGCUUGAAAGCGUCAGCUGUUGAAAAUUCUCAGGUCCCCAGACCUAUCUACAAAUGCACCCACUGCAGGAUGCCUCCAUUAGGCUGUCACCUCUUUGAAGCCUUCACUGAACAUGCAGUACCUGACAUGAUAGAACAUUUGGCAUAGAAGGGAACAAAAUAGUUUUAAGGGAAAUUUGGUUUCUUCCUGAAAUCAAAAAUUGGGUGUUUGAAGACUCUUCCUUGGACCAGUGUCAUCCUGAACAACAUGUGAGUGUGUGUGUGUAGCUCCCAUCCAAUGCUCAUGUGGUAUCCUAUGUAGCAAUAGGUUUAAGAAGGGAUUUACUGGCUUUUCAGAAAAGAGACUUAAGUCUCUCAUGCCUCUAAAAGCUUAAGGCCACGCUCACUGUUACAGUUAUGAAUGUUCCCUUGCUUUAUGCGUUUUGCUGGAGUAGGAUGUAAGCUGGGGAGGGUGUCCCUGCACAGGCGACCGUGCUGCUGCUGACCUUAUGCUUCAUAGCACAUAAUGUCCCCAGGUAGAGGAAACUGCUCCAUUUAUUUGGCAUAACCAGAGCAAAGCCACUGGAAAGAUCACUGUCACAAGAUCAGUCUCUUCUGUUUUGCAGGCAGUGCUGGGGCCUUUUAGCAGCAGAAGAGCACCUCUCUGUGCCAGCCUUGUUUCACUGACUUUCUCCAAAGUGGCACUCAGCUGUGUGCAGCAUUGGGCUUGCUUUCUUACACAGCAAGUUUGAUCUUACUGAAAACACUUUUCAGAAGGCUGGAAUCCCCUACCCUCUUUGUGGAGGCAAAAAGAUUGAAACACGUGCAUUUUAUUCAUCACUGCUACUGGCUAGGAGGCUGCAAAAUACAGUGGCCUCUUUAUCGGCAUUCCCCUUUUCCCACACGCAAAGUUGGAUUGGAGUCUUCCUCUUAAGGUUGCUUUACUCCAAGACAAUGAUCCAUACCUGAGAAACACUGAACCUAGCACCAAGCAUCCUGAAUAAUGAAAAUGGAUCAAAUACUUAAAUUAAUCUUACUCUCUUAGGGGUUUAUUUUUAGAAUCUGUGAACGUUUAUAGUGUAUGAAGAAAAUGAAAUAAACGUUUCUAUUUUGCAAAGAUGUUUUUAUAUUUGUGCAUAUUUUAAGUUUCAAGGGAUUUUUGCUAAAGGUAGACUUAGUAAUGCUCCAGAUAAAAGAAUAAAAAUACAGUGUAGCUGAAUAAUUUCUUAGAACAGGAUAAGUAGCAUAAAUAGUAUGUCUAAGCACAAUAUAUUUUAUCAAAAGCUUUCUGCAGAAGAUGUGAAAUUGUUUCUUCACAAGGACUGCACUUAAUUCAGGUGUCCUGUCCAUCAGGAAUGCUAGAGUAAUGCUGCUGGUAGAGCUGGACAUACUGACUAUACACAACAAUUUGAGAUACUUUAAUUCUGAUUAAUCUGACUUAAUGUGUUGUGAUCUAUCAGCAGGUAUAGAAGAAAGAAAUCCUGAUGCAUUUUUAAUCUUUUUAAACUUAAUUCACAUACUGUUUGCUCACCAUGUUGAAAUACUAAAGCAUUGGGGGCCAGAGGCUGAGGUAAUUUGCCACUUGUUUCUUACCCUUUUCAGUGCUUGAUCAAAAUAAUCUUUUAAGCAGAGAAACAAACCUCCUUUAAAGAUAGACACUGAAACAAAGCAAGGGCCCCAUCCCUUGGAGGGCUGAAGUUGCAUUUUUGUAUGUGCACCUUAAUCACUCUCAUAGAUGUUGCUGCCUUGUGAGUCUCAGUUAAAAAAAUUUAAGAUGAGAGAGGAUGCAGCCUCAGGAUCAUUGUUCCCAUACUGACUUUUUUUUGGCAUGAAUUGGCUAGUGCAUCAUUUCACUAGUUAGGAUUGGGGGAGGAAAGGAAGAAAUGGUGCACCAAAAAGCCCCAUGAUGUCAUGCUUCAGUAGAGACAGGUGUCAGAGCCAAAAGGAGCAGUCUCUGCUUUGUCUCCCAUGUGGGAGAAAGAUGGUGGGACCAGGUAACUGUGCUCAGUCCUGUGGAUGGGAAGAGGGAGAAGAAAUGCUCCUCUCCCAUGCCUAUGUGAAAGUGAGAACAUGGCAGUGAAGUUUGCAAAUCAAAUACUUUUUUCUUGGCAAAAUCUCUUUUGCCUUUUGUAGUCACUUCAGUUGAGUGCUGGGGAGAAGUUUUGACUUGCAGGGACUGCAAUAGAGCCUGAACAAGGAGUUUUCCUUUGUGAGGAUGUUUGUUGCAGUCUCACAGGCACACAUGGGCUACUACAAGAGAGACCUUGUUCUUCUCAGCUUUAUACCCAGCUUUCUACUUCUCAGCAUCAACACUCCUCUAACGUGGUCUUCUUGAAAGUUACUUGUACUUGCACAAGAGGUUUUGCUGGCUGAACGUCACGAUGUGAGAAAGAUGUAGAGUCUUCACAGCACAGAGAGAUCUUGGGGUUAAAGAAUUAAGGCAGAAGAAACAGUUUUGCAAAGCACUUUAAAGACUAAGAUACUUGUGCACUUUUUCCUUGAGAGCUAACCAAACCCAUUGCUCUGCAUUGGGAAGAAAAUUGAGCUUUGUGUACCAGGCCAGAAGCAGAUAAUGCCACAAUAUGUGCUUUAUGGCAAAAUGUGUUUUUAUUGCGGGUAAUAUUUACAGCUUACAUGUAGCUGCUGCCUAUAAAGUGACUCAGUCGUUCUCUGGAUUUUAACAAGUCAUACUUCUGUGCAAAGAUCUUAGUGGUUUUCUAUCAACCUUCAUCGCCUUGUGUACAGUACAGUUAAGCAUAAUCCACCAAGUGGUCUAGGUUAUGGCAAUGUUACAAAUGUCAGCACAGUAAAAUCUAGAUGAACAUUGUUAAAGAAAUAAUUGUUGUUUGUGAUACUGGGGGUUAAAACUCCUUAAAGGCAACUAUCUAUAAAUUUUAAAAGUCUGAGAAAAAAAUGGCAGUUCUUAUCUAUUUUGUGUAUGUUUUCAUAUAGAGAAAGAGUUUUUUAUGUGCCAAUUCCCAUCAACUGUAGUGUUUUGUAAAUGGGUGUUAAUAGUGUUCAGAGCUCUGUAUAUGAGAAUGUACUUUAGCCACAAUGACCUGUUAGUGUGAACCAGUGGCAUGUUUUUAACCUUACGCCUCCCCUCAGAGGAGCUCACUCACAGGCUUUCAGUAGAGUUCACUCGUGCCAGGGGAAGUUUGACCAGCAUCAAGCCUCAAGAAUACAGAUUUCCUCCAAAUCCCAGCUUUCUCUCAUUGUCCCUGGAUGUGUUACAUGUGAAUGAUCUGGCACGUGUAAUUAUAAAUCUUCAACUCCAGUUCAGUUAUGCUCCUUGAUUCUGUUGAGGUGCAGUAUGCCAGAAUUUGGGUUGGCCUUUCAUUGUGUUUGUGUAAGGGGCAUACUGAUGGUUUGUGAAUAUCAUCCAUCUCUUUCUAAAGGAAGCAUCCAUGAUCAUAACUUCUGCAGGAGAAGCAGGUGUGAAGUGAGAAGUUUGUUGCAUGGUGCUGGGAUGCUGUGUUACACCACAGGUCCUGCCUAUUACAUACUUGCCAUCUGUUUGGUUUUAACUGCUCAAGUAGUCCCCACGAAAUUGAUUGGAUUAUUCAUGUGCUUGACAUGCACCAUGUGCUCAGUGUCCUGCUGGUCCAGGGCAUUGCUUGGAAGUGACAUGAGUCACAUCUCCGCUUUCUGUUGUGAAUCUCAAACCCCUACAAAACCAUUACCCAGAUCUUCAAGUCACAAAUUCCAUCUAGAAAUUGGAGAGAUUUCCUGGAGACCAAACUGAUUGUCUUUGUUCCACAUUGAAUGAGAAUGUGCACUUGGUGCCAUCAGGCAUACUGUAAUCCCUGAGCACAUGUCACAGGAUUCAGUACAAAACAGGUUUUGGCAAAACUCAUUAUUGGGUUGUUGAAGUUACUUCUUAACCAUGUCUAACAUGUGCCCUUUCCUUUUGCAACCAGUCAAGCCUAUAACGUAUGAAAGUGUUGUACAUUUUCUGAAACUUAAGUGAUGUAAAAUUAUUUAAUUGACUUCUGUUCUGAUUGCUUUAUGAGGUUUGGUCUUUACAUAAAAAUAAAUGUCUUCAAAGAAUUGUCAGUGCCAGAAGUGUAAAUGAACAAAAUAAAAGGUGACAUAAUGACAGAA